AAACAAUUUUUUUUUUUACACCACUUUGUUAUUUUUUCCUUGUUUUUAAAAGAAAGAAGGAAAAAUUAUUUUUGUUACAAUAAUAUCAAAUUUUUAGUUACGCAUAUAUAUAUAACACCCCGAUAAACCACUUUUUUUUUCACGUUUAAUCAAAAUACACAGAUAUUUUAGUCACAAUGCUUGUUCUUAGACACAACACGCUCUCCUCAGACCAAUUAAUUAUUUGUGAGAGGACAAUGCUCAAAUUCAUUGAUAAUAAACUUACAGAAAAAGAUACUGGAUUACAUUUUAAUGUAUGGAAAUGGUCGAAACCUGAAUUAUUUGGUCUCAUAUUAGGAAUGAUGGUUAAACUUGACCUUGUCGGUGCUUUAAAUAUUCGAAAAUCUGAAAUGUUGGAUUUCAUAAUUGAUGUUGAAAAAGGUUAUUACAAUACUUCAUACCAUUCCUUUUUACAUGCCGUUGAUGUGGUAGUUGUUCUAUACUAUAUGUUGACAGAUUUAGGUUCUGCAAAGUAUAUAUCAUCCUUAGAUGCUAUUUGUUUGCUCAUCGCUGGUUUAUGUCAUGAUAUUGGUCACCCUGGUUUGAAUAACGUUUAUCAAGUAAAUGCUCGAACAGAUUUGGCCAUUAGAUAUAAUGAUCAAUCAGUUCUUGAAAAUUACUCUUGUGAUCUAACUAUGGACAUUAUAAAUAAACACAAGUUAUUCCGUCACGUGCAUAAAUGUGAUACUGAAUACUUGGGUUGUGAUCCACAAGAGGUUAAUGCUUCUUUGAAAAGUUUGAUAAAUAGAAUUAUUUUAGCUACAGAUAUGACAUUUCAUUUUGAUUUAUUAGAAUCUUUACAUAAUAUGAUAGAAUCUACAGGUUUUUCAUCUUCAGAAGAAUCUGGUGAAGAAACUGAUAGUGGUUGUUCUUCCCCUUCUACUUCAUUAUCUUCAUCCCCUGAAUCAUCCCCAAUUUCAAUAAACCCUCCAAAACAAUUUCCAAUUUCUAAGGAUGACCAUGUUAAGAUCAUCAGAUCUUCUUCAAGAUCUUCCUCUUCAUCAUCUAUUAUAGUCACUUUGGAUUCUGAACAACGUGAAUUAUUACUAAAAGUAUUGAUUCAUGCUGCUGAUCUUAGUAAUACUGUUCGUCCGUGGGAAAUUUCUAAACUUUGGUCUGAUCGUGUAGUUGAUGAAUUUUUCCGUCAGGGUGAUCUUGAAAAAGGAAAUAAUCUUCCAGUUUCUCCUAAUAUGGAUCGUGAACAAUCUCAUCAAUGUCAAAUAAGUCUUGGUUUUGGUGAUUUCGUAGUUAAACCUUAUUUUGAAGCUUUUGCUUCUUUCUUAAAUCCUUCAAUGAUAUUUUUGGAUAUUUUGGCUGAAAAUCGUGUAUUCUGGGAUAAUAUGAGAAAUGCUCCCCCACAACCAGAAAUUGUUUUACCAGUUUCCACAUCAACUGAUGAUUCUAAUGAAUCUUUUUCAUCAUCAUUAUCUUCAAAAAGUUCUUCUACAAAAGGUCAACGUCGUGUCAGUUUGGCUGCUGGUUUAUUAAUAAUUCCAGAAGAUAUACAAGAAAAAUUAAGAAUGAUGACUACUUCACGUUCUUCAAAGAAUCGAAGAUUAAAAAGGAGUUUAUCUGGUCGUUCUUAUAGUCAUCAUUCCUUACUUCCUACACCUAAUUCUUUAACACAUGAUGAUGUUGAUGAUGAUGAUGAUGAUGAUGAAUAUCAUAAGUCUACAAGACGAAAAUCGGAGGGACCGAGAAACAUUUCAAGUAAUUUAUCAAUGUCACCUAUUACAACAGUAAUUGUUUCACCUCCUGCAGAAUCAUCAGCGGAUGUAACCCUAUCAUCAACACCCAUGGCUUAUAGUUUAUCCCAUAAUAACAACAAAUCGGCAUGUAGUCAUCAUCAAAGACGUUUACAUGGUCGCAUGAGACGAAGUAGUUCUCUGGAUCAUAACAUGAUUCGACAAAUAACCGCAUUAUAUGGUAACGGUGAUACUCAAACUUCUGAACAAAGGGCUGUUAUGGCAGGAAGUUAAAAAAAAAAUCUCUUUAUAUUUUUAUUUUUUAUUUUUAUUUUUUUUUAAUUAUUAUACAUAUAAUAAUAUUACAAUAGUAAAUAAUCAACCUUCUUACCAUUUGUCCCUUUUAAUUUCAUUAUAUUAUACAUAAUCUUAUAUAUACAAACAACAAUUACAUAUAUGUA
This is a messenger RNA of Rhizophagus irregularis DAOM 181602=DAOM 197198, 2185 nucleotides long. RefSeq lists its product as uncharacterized. Gene Ontology annotation, molecular function: 3',5'-cyclic-nucleotide phosphodiesterase activity. The record is from RefSeq and is a predicted model, not a curated record. NCBI's taxonomy places the organism in Eukaryota, Fungi, Glomeromycota, Glomeromycetes, Glomerales, Glomeraceae. Gene Ontology annotation, biological process: signal transduction.